Alosa alosa (allis shad) is the source of this 2086-nucleotide messenger RNA. Its product is annotated as complement component C1q receptor. Bases 104 to 1801 code for a protein of 565 amino acids. Gene Ontology annotation, biological process: cell migration. The transcript has a single exon. NCBI's taxonomy places the organism in Eukaryota, Metazoa, Chordata, Actinopteri, Clupeiformes, Clupeidae. Gene Ontology annotation, molecular function: calcium ion binding; extracellular matrix protein binding; extracellular matrix binding. Gene Ontology annotation, cellular component: extracellular matrix; external side of plasma membrane. The record is from RefSeq and is a predicted model, not a curated record.
UGUAGGCUAACUAUUGGGUUCUCAGCAUUGCGCUGCCAACUUAACUGAACUAUAUGCUAUUUUGAUAAACCAUUUAUUUAUGUAUUAUUUUAGGUAGGGUAAAAUGUUGUCGUUGCUUUUACUGUGCCCCAUUUUUGUUGCGUGUAAAGUACACUCUCCUCCAACGGCAACCGUUUGCACUCCAAAGGCUUGCUUCACUUGGUAUAGUGAGGGACUUUCGUUUCAUGAGACUGCAGACAAGUGUAAGGACCUCGGAGGCGACAUAGCCACUAUUCGAGAUCAAUCUGAAUUAAGUGAAGUGGAAUUCGUUGUCUCACAGCUCAGCGAAAAAGACAUCAAGUUUUGGAUCGGACUUCGGCUACCAAAAAGUCACUGCACCCUGCCCAUCUUAAAUUUAAAAGGUUUUAAAUGGAUUUCUGGAGCAGAGGAUUCCCAGUAUUCUAACUGGGAAAAAGAUCCAGAGAACACGUGCACUGCAGAACGUUGCGUUGUAGUUCAGAGAUCAUCCAGCCUUGACCUCAAGUGGAUUGACACGUCUUGCAAAACAAAACAUUUUUACUUGUGUCGCUUUUAUUUCAAAGGAACGUGUCCAACCCUUUCGGUGAUGGGACCCUCAACUGUAAGUUACACUGUCCCCUUUUCGGCCUCUCCUCUUAAUCAAGACAGUGGCUUUGCUCGUUGGCCGCAUGGGACAUUUGCUGAGAUAUUAUGUGAUUCUGGUCAGUUAAAUUAUACGAUUUGUAAAGAAAAUGACGGUGUUUUUGCAUGGACAUCUCCGGGUCCGUUCUGCAAUGAUCGGAAAACAAGCUGUGAGAACGUGAAAAGAGGAUGUGAACAUUUUUGUGUUGCAGAAGAAGCAGGAGUUCACUGUGGGUGCAAUGACGGGUAUCAACUGGGUGAUGAUGGAAUCUCAUGCAUCCUUAAAAAUUAUUGCCUGUCUGCACCAUGUAAAUACAACUGCCUCACUAACACCUCGGGAUUCGUGUGUGUCUGUCCAGAUGGAUUCCAGUUGGCAGCAGAUCAGAUCAGCUGUGUUGAUAUCGAUGAGUGUACUGUGUCACCUCCAUGCGGUGAGCACAUAUGCCGUAAUACCAAUGGAAGUUACACCUGUCAGUGUAGAGAGGGCUUUACUUCAGCCGAUGGGCAGUGUCAAGAUGUCGACGAGUGUACCCAGUCAAUAUGUCAUCAAGGUUGCCUGAAUUCUUUAGGGUCCUUCUCCUGUUACUGUUCCGCAGGGUUCAAGUCAUUGGACGGGGGUUUGUCAUGUGUUGACAUUGACGAAUGUCUCGAUCUGAAGACAAAUCGUUGUGAAGAUAAAUGUAGAAAUACCGUGGGGAGUUAUAUGUGCUCUUGCAGACCCAAUUUUAAAUUGGCGGGCAAUGGAAUAUCUUGCAUCGCCGAAAAGUCUGGAGUUUCCAGUGAGCAUACACAAGACCCCAAGGUCACACAGAGUCCAUUUCAAGUACCACAGGUUACAGCUGACCCAGUGGUUACUUAUUCACCAACCUCUACUUCCAAAAAUCCAUCCAACCACUCCAUUACGCACGCACCAUUUGGAGAUCUUAGCAACACCAGUGACACUGUAUAUAAAGCACCAGUCAUUAAUUCGUGGGUGCUGGUCUGUGUUUUAGCAUCAGUCAUACCGCUCAUUAUUUUAAUUUUUCUGACUGUUGUUAUCGUCAUUUGCCGCUGUAAUCGUUCUAAGAGCCAUAAGAAGAAGCCAAGCCCAACGGCGGACAGUUAUUGUUGGGUGUCCUCUGGUCUUGGACCAAUGCCAGAGAAAAUACAUGACAUGACAUGAAUGUUCAACAGCAACACGUUGAUUUAAGGGACAGUGUACUGUGUACAUGUGUAUGGUCAUUUAAGUGUGACAUUGUUUAGUCUUGAAUCUUUGAUGUGGCUAUGCACCUGCACUCAAAACAUGAAACAUUCAAAACAGAAUUGCGCUUUGAAUUAAAACUAGAGCUUCAUUGUUGUGCAACAUUGUUGUACUUAUUUAUACCACAAACAUGUUGAUGAUAUUCUGGAAUUCGUAUAUGGUGUAUCGUUGACAUAAACACUGAAUAAAACCGAUAAUCUAGCCUAA